Lodderomyces theae is the source of this 4065-nucleotide messenger RNA. RefSeq lists its product as uncharacterized. Lineage: Eukaryota; Fungi; Ascomycota; Pichiomycetes; Serinales; Debaryomycetaceae. Gene Ontology annotation, biological process: transcription-dependent tethering of RNA polymerase II gene DNA at nuclear periphery; RNA export from nucleus; protein localization to nuclear inner membrane. The transcript has a single exon. Bases 1 to 4065 code for a protein of 1354 amino acids. Gene Ontology annotation, cellular component: nuclear pore; nuclear pore inner ring. The record is from RefSeq and is a predicted model, not a curated record. Gene Ontology annotation, molecular function: protein binding; structural constituent of nuclear pore.
AUGGUCAGCCUACUUCCGAGCUUUAUUGGAUACAAUGGCUCAUCAAGUGAUAAAUACAUAUCGCCGACCAUUACUUCAAACAAUGCAAAUUCUGAUGGAUCCUUGAAAUUACACCAAGCAAAUUCCACAACAACAAACACUUCACGAAAUCAAUUGUCGAAACGAUUCGUCGAACCUGUUGGUUUGGAGGUUAAGGAAGCAAACUACAAGAUCAGUGUGCCCGAUUUUGCCACAUUACCGCCAUUGCAAUUGGGUUCCAAACUUAUUUCAAAUAUAAACAGGAUUGAUUCUAGUAUUCCACAUGACAUUUUCCUCUCGGAAGGUCAAAGCAGAACCGACUCGAGCUUAGACAACUACUACUUUGAUUAUGAAAAUGGCUUGAAGGACUUUUCCCGUUUCGAAAAAGUUGAGCAGAUUGAUUUACCCGAUAAGAUUUUUGAGCAGCACAAUCAAACGGAAUGUACAACUAAAAUUGGUUUAUUCCCUGAGAUUGAGCGUACAUGGCUUGCUGUUGAUAAUAAGUUGGUGUUAUGGAACUACCGCAUCCCGCAGUCGUCGUUCAAUAAGUCGGCCCAAUUCAUGACAAUUGAUCAAAUUCAAAACUCAGUAUUGACGGUCAAGUUGGCCACACCAAAGGAAGGGAUCUUUUCUAAAGAAAUAACCCACUUGUUACUAGUUGCAACUACAACAAGCAUUCAAAUUUUCUUGGUCAAAUACGACAAAAGCCUCAACAAUUUAGAGGUCUUGAAUCUCGACCUUUCUGUAUCGACACACGGGUUGGCGGUGGAUAAUUUUGCAGUGCAUCCAAGAACGGGUGACAUAUUUUUCAGUGGAGAUACAGAUGGUGUCAAUAUUUGGAGACUAGACUACUCCACCAAGUCUACAUUUACCAAGAACAGGUGCGACAAGGUUUGUUUGACAAAAGCGGGUUUGUCGAGCGUCAUCCCGUUCCUGGGAUUUGGAUUUGCGUCAGGAACUCCCUUCACUACAGAUUCAGUGUCGAAAAAUAUCCCCGAAAAGAUUGUGCAAUUGGAAAUUGAUGGAAGCCGAGACAUUUUAUAUUCGCUUUCGAACAAGUCAGUAAUCCGCGUAUACAAACUUCAACCCAAACAAGAUCACCUCGUGGAAGGAAGCACAUUAACACCCAGUCAAAUCUUCAAAUCAGCAUCCUCAGUAUUUGUCGAUGCCAGCAACUUCAAGGUUUUUGAACGUUUUAAAAUCAUCAGCAUUCACAGGGUUUCACCAGAGGAGUCCUCCACUGUGCAAUUGAUUGCAAUUACAAGUAAUGGAUCAAGAAUAUUACUCAAAUUGGGAUCGACUUCGUCAUUUUCUACUUUACUCACUUCUUCACUAUCUGCAGCCCAUGCGUUAAAGCUCAAUCUUGUCAACAUUAAAUUUCCUCCAGCUAGGGAGGCGCCCAUUGUUAACAACGAACUUGAUGCUUUCACUAGAGAUAGGCAAUAUAUUUCUCAAGUUAUCGCUAACCAACAAAAGUCCCAGCUACUUAAAAAUACAAAAAUUGCCAAAGUCAUUAGUCCAGGUGUGUUUCUUUGUGUCAAAAAGACCAAGAGAUCGGAUAAAUUGUUUAUUGCCACUGCAAAUUUUGGAUAUCUCAAGAAGAACAAUAAGCUUGUUGAAGACGCUGAGUUUGUGAGCUACACCUCCAAUGAAGAUGCUCCUUAUACUUACAUUCAAGAUAUUGUUCAAAUAACACCAUCAAUGAAUGCAACGACUACGCCAAACGGAUAUGCCAAUGUUGCUGCAAGUCAGUAUACAAAGGAACCAUUGAGAUUUGCUGUGUUGACAAAUUUUGGGAUUAUUGUGUAUCAGUUCAAGACCUCAGAUCAGAUCUUGAGAUCUUUGACUGACGAAGUCAUUGAAAACUUUAUCGAGGAAAAUGGGUACGAAGAAACUUGCUCCACGUUGUUGUAUUUGGGGUGCUCCUAUGGACAAUAUAACUCAAAUGACAUCUUUCAAAGAAAGGCACAAGUUUUGUUUUCAACUUGCGGUAGCAACGCACGGUUAACCGAUACAAGGUCAGCAUCUCAGCCAACAAGCUUGAUUCCACAUCACUCACUGUUGCAAAACUAUACUCCUCAUCCAACUGUUGAUCAAGUAAUUCUUAGUGAUAGGCUAUAUGGUACCUGUUUAUUGCUAGGAAGAUUCCUUCGAGAUAUAUGGGACAAGAAGGUAUUUGGAGCUUUGCCGGGCGUCAAUGUUACACCAGCGGGACAAAUUGAAAUAGCUAGUAUCAAGGAUAGGAAGGUUGUGGUGGGAAGUUUGAAUAUUGAUGAGAAGCAGAUUGAAUACUUUAUUGGAACUAUUGUGGUUUUGAUAGACUUUUUCGUACAGAAUGAAAGCAAUAUUCAAGGCUUGAGUGCUCCAAGUUAUAGCUCAGACCCUAAACAAUUUGAGAAUGAAGUUUGUUUGAGGGCCGAAAGCAUCGCGUUCACGUCAAUUUUCAAGUCAUUGGUCUCCAUGAAAGAAGCCCUUUCGUUCCUAAUGGUUGUUUUGGAGGAGCUUCACGGAAAUCAAGAAAAUUUUGACUCGCUUUUUGAGCUCCUUUCACUCACCAACCAAGCAAAUCUCUUAGCAAUAACAUUUAAGGACUUGUUGUUGCCAUCUAGGGAAGUUAAAGUCUUGAUAAAAGACCUCUUGUCAUCCAUCAUCAACAGCAAUAUCAGCAGAGGUGGGUCGAUAGAUUUGAUUGCAUCUUCUUUGCAAGCACGAUGUGGAUCUUUUUGCUCUACAAAUGAUGUGUUCAUAUUCAAGGCUCUUGAAAACCUCACUCGUGCCAAGAAGAUUGCUCCAAGGGACUCUGAAUUGAAAUUGAAAUGCUUGAGAAAUGCCGUUCUUUUGUUUGAAGAAUCAUAUGAGACGUUAACUUUUGACCAUAUUACAAAUGCGGUCGAUGUUAUGGUAGAUCUUGAGUACUACUCAGGUUCCAUUGGAAUGUUGUUGAACAUCGCCAAAAAGUUGGGAAACAAUGCUAAACUUCCAAACUUUGCUUACGGUCAGGUCAAUGAGAGCGUGGUUCAGCAAGAGCAUUUGGAAAUUGAGUCAAAGGUGAAAAAGAUGUACGAUACUAUAUUUUCUGUUUUACAAAAGAUUGAUGAGAAGGCAUUGAAAGUUGUGGAAACAAAUAAUCAACUUCUUAUCAACGGGUUUUUGGAAAUUAGGGAUCUUGCUUACGAUACUUGUUUUGCAUCAAAAAAUGAACAGUUCCAGUGCGCCUUUUAUGACUGGUUCAUCAACCAAGGUUUAAGUGAUCGUUUGUUGGAUGUCAAUACACCGUACAUUUUGCCGUAUUUGGAAAAGCGAUCAGAAACAAGUGUUGAUUUGACAAAUAUAUUGUGGCUGUACUAUGCCAAGAGAGAGAGGUACUACGAUGCGGCAAAGAUCUUAUACGCCUUGUCCAUUUCGCAAUUCACUCUUGAGCUAACUCAACGGGUUGAAUACUUGUCAAGAGCCAAUGGAUUCUGUAACUGUGUGUGUCCGCCUAAUUUAAGACAGGAAAUGAUCCAGCUUUCGUCAACGAUACAGGAGCUUUUUGAUGUCGCAAACCUCCAGUUGAGUUUACUUAGUAGGAUUGAAAGGGACCUGAGAAUCAACAAGGAAAAUAAGGAUCAUGCUGUGAAAUCAUUGAAUGGUAAAAUUUUACCCAUAAAUGAAUUAUUCAACACGUAUGCUGACCCGUUGGGAUACUACGAUUUGUCGCUUAUUAUCUUCAAGAUAGCCGACUACAAAAACAGUGACGACAUCUUGAAGAGGUGGGAGUUGUUAUUUGACAAAUUGUUGCACGAAUCAAAGACUUCAAAGGAGCCAUUUUAUGUGUUAUUGAGCGACGAGUUUACUCUCUACGGCCCGAAAUUGUCGUCAGAUGAUAUUGUAUUCCCAGUUGACGAGCUUAUAAUCUUGGUGAAGAAGACUCUUGAUAAGGCAGCAGAGUCUGAUCCCACUACUCAGAAGCCACCUAAAGGAUUUGUGACUGAUUUGUUUGUCAGGGCUGGGGUGAGUCCCGAGAAGUUGGAGUAUUUUACAAGUGCUUCGGAAAACAAUGCUUAG